This is a messenger RNA of Paraglomus occultum, 388 nucleotides long. NCBI's taxonomy places the organism in Eukaryota, Fungi, Glomeromycota, Glomeromycetes, Paraglomerales, Paraglomeraceae. The record is from the annotation of a GenBank genome assembly.
CGUUUGCUUCGAUACUCAGAUUCACUUGGAUCAGAGGGGACAAAGCAGCCAUGAAAGCAUUUAUAGCCUAUAGUCUUCUCCUGACAAUCAUUAACUGGACAGAACUACAAUCAGUGGUAAUAAAUGUCACGGCUGAUGCUUUGCACAGAUUGUCUUGGUCAUUGGAUCAUACUUUCUGUGAGGAGGCGACGAAAAUAAAUGCAUUAUAUUACUUCUAUGAAUAUGCGUUCAUACUAUUCACAAACCAGCCGACUCAGAUAAAUUCCUACCAAGACUUGGUCAAAAGAACACAGAUCAUCGAACAACCUACCGAAGAAGACAUGAUCGAGGAGCAAAAGGAGGAGCAAAACGAGGAGCAAGCAAGUAAGGAGUCCGCUCCAUCAACAGA